GCCCCAUCGCCGCCCCGCCGCGCAGCAGGAGGAGCAGGAGGAGGAGCGCGUCGCAGGCUGCUCUCGUCAGUUCCUGAGGCGGGACGGCGGCGGCAGCAGUUUAGCUAACAAUGGCAUCCACACUGAAUGUGAAAGAAGGCACUGGCAACCAAAGCUCUUGGGAUACUUUGCUACCAGAUUUCCCUAAAGGACCACUUUGCAGAUAUCGUCAGAAAGCUUCCUUCAACUGGAAGGAGAUGGCAAUGUUCUUAUAUGGUGAAGACAUCAUCCAUUUUAAGAACAGAAUCUUCUCUGCUCUGGAAAGUGAUCCUCUCUUUGCCCAUCAUCCUGGAGAAGAUUUGUGUCGUGAGAAGUACCAGGAGCUGACAUUCCUGCGCUGUAAAAGGCUUUUUGAGUAUGAGUUUCUUACUCAGCAGGAGAUCAUAGAGAACCCGGUGAAGACCUGUCACCUGUCAACCUGUAUUGGAAUGUAUGAUUGGUCUCUGUCUCUCCAGUAUUUCUUACAUUGUGGUGUGUUCGGAGGUUCAGUUUUGAGUGCUUAUAUGAGGUUUGCAGACAUUCUGAAACAGGUUCAUAACAUGGAGAUAUUUGGAUGCUUUGCCCUGACUGAACUCAGCCAUGGAACUAACACCAAAGGCAUACGGACUACUGCCACGUUUGAUCCUAGCACUCAGGAGUUUAUCAUCAAUACUCCUGACUUUGAAGCUGCAAAAUUUUGGGUUGGUAAUAUGGGGAAACAUGCCACUCAUGCAGUUGUGUACGCCCAACUUUAUACCCCUGAUGGACAAUGUCAAGGAUUGCAUUCCUUUCUUGUACAGAUUCGAGAUACAAAAACUCUCCUGCCAAUGCCAGGUGUGAUGGUAGGUGACAUAGGAAAGAAAAUUGGCCUGAAUGGAUUGGAUAAUGGAUUUGCCAUGUUCCACAAUGUCAGGAUACCUAAAGAAAACAUAGUGAAUACAGCUGGAGAUAUCACAGCUGAGGGGAAGUACUCAAGUUCAAUCAAGGAUGUUAAAGCACGUUUUAGUGCAGCUCUGGGAUCCUUGUCAACUGGCAGAAUUAUGAUCACGACCAUGUCCUCAACCAAUUUAAAGCUUGUCUUAUCAAUAGCCAUUCGCUUCUCUGCAGUUCGCCAUCAGUUUGGACCAACUGAUGAUGAAGAAAUACCUAUUCUUGAAUACCAAACACAGCAAUGGCGUCUUCUUCCUUACCUGGCUGCUACAUAUGCCUUAGAUUAUUUCUCCCUGUCACUGUUUGAGAACUACGUAGAAUUUUAUGCAGGCUUAUUGACAAAGCAAAGGAGUCAGAGACAGGCUGAACUGGGACGUGAGAUUCAUGCUUUAUCUGCUGCCAGCAAACCACUGGCUUCUUGGACUGCUCAGCAGGCAGCCCAGGAGUGCCGAGAAGCUUGUGGAGGACAUGGUUACCUUGCCAUGAAUCGUCUGGGUGAAAUCCGAAAUGACAAUGAUCCAAACUGCACAUAUGAGGGAGAUAACAACGUCCUGCUUCAGCAAACCAGCAACUACUUAAUGAGCUGGAUGAAAUGCAUAAAAGAUAAAGCUCCUUUGGAAUCCCCUUUUGGAACAAUAAACUUUUUGCAAGACUAUCAUCGUAUCUCUGGCUGGAAAUUCACAGCCAUUACUGUUGAAGACUGCAUGGACUCUUCAGUUCCUUUAGCAGCAUAUAAAUGGCUGGUUUGCUACCUGCUCCAAGAAAGUGACCUAAAGCUGAGCAAAGAGAAGCAGUCUGGGCGAAGUGAUUUUGAGGCAAAAAACAACUGUCAGGUGUACCACUGCCGAUCAUUAGCCAUUGCUUUUAUUGAACACACAGUCUUGCAGAGAUAUCAUGACUACACUCAUGAUCCCAGCAUACCAUCUACUCUGCAGCCAGUGCUUAGGAAUCUCAGUGCUCUGUAUGGACUCUGGUCUUUAAGUAAACAUCUGGCUGUGCUCUACCAAGGUGGCUAUGCUUCAGGUGAACACGCUGGUAAAUUCAUUCAGAAUGCUAUUCUGGAGCUCUGCUAUAGGUUAAAGGAUGAUGCAGUUGCUCUUGUUGAUGUCUUUGCUCCUCCUGACUUCAUUCUCAACUCUCCCAUUGGUGCAGCUACUGGAGAGUUAUAUAAAAAUAUAUGGGGAGAGAUGCUUCAAGGCAGCAAAGCUCUGAACAGACCUUCAUGGUGGGCAGAAUUUUGUAUUAGUAAACCUGUUACAGGCAGAUUGAGGUCAAGACUGUAAACCAAACAACUUGGGGGAGGCUGGAUGGCCUGAGACUCAAACAUCAAGAGGAAGGGAGACCAUAUGUCAAACACUGAAAAUGAAAGAGAUUUUUGUGGAGAAGUGCCAAGUUUCAAAAUAGCUUUGAAAUCAAGUCCAACUUGGUGUCAGGGGCUGUUGGCAUAAUAACAACAGGAGCAAGAGCAACACAUCUGCACACUAUUCAUAUCUACUUAAUUUAAUAAAAAAAUUAAGAUCCAUUAUGAUCACUGCUUUGCAAAGUUUCUAUAAAGGAAUAUAUAUAUAUAUGACUUAACUGUCAUAUUACAGGUCAAUAAUUUUAAAAAAAAAAUCCCACCAGGGGUUUUGAAUAAAAUUGAACAAAAGCAAAAUAAAAGAGAAUUUAAAGAAAAGAAAAAAAAAAAAACACGACAAAAAACCAAAACAAAACCAGAAAAAAAAAGACAUCAAGAACACCAACAGUGAUAAACUGUAUUAAGGGAUGGGAAUAAUUUCCAACAGCCCCUUUGAUGUCUGUGAAACUAUUCUGAUUUUCAUCAUAUGCUCCUGUGUUAAACUUCUUGAUUGUUCUUUCAAAUCAGGAGAGGAUUGGGAUUGUAGAUAAUCUGUCUUUAAAUUGUGUAUAACUCUGUAGAUAAAAUUAAUUGAAAAAGACUCAUUCAUACAUCUUUAAAUAAUAAAAUGGGUGGUAAUGCAAACUUGUAAGUCUUCUGUAUGUUCUUGAUUGUUUAUAACUUUUUCAGUGCUCCAAAACCAGAUCAAGCCUGAAAUAUACAUGUAUAUACAGAAGCUGCAUCAUUGUAUAUAGACUGAAUUAUUAUAAAUAUGGUCUUAUAAGAACAUACAACAGUGAUAUACAUUAUUGAACAUAUUAGGAUAUUUCUCGCAGCAAUGUUAAGUCAAAUAUUUUUAUUCAGUGAUAGAGAAGACACUAAUAAAGUUUUGAAAAUGUAGAGUAUUUUAUGUUUUAGAUAUGCUAUGAAAAAUAAUUUUUUUCCUUUCUUGUAUGUAUGAACUGAAGCACUGUUAACAGCUAAUUCCUGUUGCCCUUACUGUUAUGAGCAAUCCUAUCAAGCCAAAGAGAUUAUAAAUUUAAAAUGUUAGUAUUGCUUAUGGCUAAUCAGGCAUGAAUUAUGGUUUGGACUAUUAAAUAAAUGUAAUUUCAAUA
Apus apus (common swift) is the source of this 3399-nucleotide messenger RNA. It is a transcript of the gene ACOX3, whose product is annotated as acyl-CoA oxidase 3, pristanoyl. The record is from RefSeq and is a predicted model, not a curated record. Gene Ontology annotation, cellular component: peroxisome. Gene Ontology annotation, biological process: lipid homeostasis; fatty acid beta-oxidation using acyl-CoA oxidase. The transcript is spliced from 18 exons. The coding region runs from base 111 to 2231 and encodes 706 amino acids. Gene Ontology annotation, molecular function: pristanoyl-CoA oxidase activity; fatty acid binding; FAD binding. NCBI's taxonomy places the organism in Eukaryota, Metazoa, Chordata, Aves, Apodiformes, Apodidae.